AUGUCAUCACCUGCUGUUUCUUUACCUCCUUCAUCUAUCGCUGGGAAUAAUGCUGCUGGUUCAAAUUUAUUCAGUGAUUUAACAAAUAAUGAUCAUGAUGCAAAUAGAGAUCCAAAUGAACAAAAUUUAGAAGAUCCAAAUCCUCAAGUUGAUAGAAUUAGAAGAAGAAAUUUAGGUAACAUUGCAAAAGUUAUUGACUUAACAGGUGAAAAAGUUCGUGAAGCUUUUGAACAAUUUUUAGAAGAUUUUACAAUUGAAAUUUCAAAUGAAAAUGCAACACAAGAUGAAUUAGAAAUUAAUGAAAGAUUUAAAGGGAAAAUUUAUUUAGCUCAAUUAGAUUUAAUGAAAGCAAAUGAUUCAAGUACCAUUUAUAUUGAUUAUAAUCAUUUAGUUACUCGUGAAAAUGGUGUUUUAGCUGCAGCUAUUAAAGAUCAAUACUAUAGAUUUUUACCUUUUUUACAAAAAGGUCUUAGAAAAAUCAUCAAAAGAUAUACACCAAGAUUAUUAGAAAUUGCAUCAAAUGGGAUCAUAUCAAAUGAUUCUGCCAAUGAUUUAGAUCCACAAGCUUCAAGUAUUAAUCAAAAUGAACGUAUAAUUCAAAUAAGUUUUUAUAAUUUACCAGAAUUAUUAAAGAUCAGAGAAUUAAGAGGUGAACAAAUUGGUGCAUUAAGUUCCAUAUCAGGUACUGUGACAAGAACUUCAGAAGUUAGACCUGAGUUAUUUAAAGGUUCAUUCAUUUGUGAUAAUUGUAGAGCUAUAGUGGAAGGUGUUGAUCAAAUUUUCAAAUAUACAGAACCAACACAUUGUCCAAAUGCAGAAUGUGGGAACCAAGCUUAUUGGUCAUUAGAUAUUUCUAAAUCACAAUUUGUUGAUUGGCAAAGAGUUAGAGUUCAAGAAAAUUCAAAUGAAAUUCCUACAGGUUCAAUGCCUAGAACUUUAGAUAUUAUCUUGAGAGGUGAAUUAGUUGAAAGAGCAAAACCUGGUGAUAAAUGUAAAUUUGUUGGUACUGAAAUUGUUGUUCCUGAUUUAUCACAAUUAGGUAUUCCUGGUGUUAAACCUUCAUCUAUAAGAGAUUCAAAUACAAAUACAAGAAAUGAUGGUUUAAAUUCAGGUGUUUCAGGUUUAAAAGAAUUAGGUGUUCGUGAUUUAACUUAUAAAACUGCAUUUUUAGCAUGUCAUGUAUCUUCAAUGAUUACAGGUGAAGAUAUUGAUAGAAUUUUCAAUAAAUUUGAUAAUGAUGAUGAAAAUGAUGAAUUUAAAAAUGAUAAUGAUCAAGCUAAAUUUUUAGGAAGUUUAACAAAACAAGAAAUUGAUGAAUUAAAAGAAAUGGUUAAAGAUGAACAUAUUUAUUCAAAAUUAGUUUCUUCAAUUGCACCAGCUGUUUAUGGUCAUGAUAUUGUUAAAAAAGGUGUCCUGUUACAAAUGCUUGGUGGUGUUCAUAAAAAAACAGUUGAUGGUAUUAAUUUAAGAGGUGAUAUUAAUAUUUGUAUCGUUGGAGAUCCAUCAACUUCAAAAUCACAAUUCUUAAAAUAUGUUACAAGUUUUGCACCAAGAUCUAUUUAUACUUCAGGUAAGGCAUCAUCAGCUGCAGGUUUAACAGCUGCUGUUGUUAGAGAUGAAGAAAGUGGUGAAUUUACAAUUGAAGCUGGUGCUUUAAUGCUUGCCGAUAAUGGGAUUUGUUGUAUUGAUGAAUUUGAUAAAAUGAAUUUAAACGAUCAAGUUGCAAUUCAUGAAGCUAUGGAACAACAAACUAUUUCAAUUGCUAAAGCUGGUAUUCAUGCUACUUUAAAUGCAAGAACUUCAAUUUUAGCUGCUGCAAAUCCAAUUGGUGGUAGAUAUAAUAGAAAAUUUGGCCUUAGAGCAAAUUUAAAUAUGACUGCACCAAUUAUGUCAAGAUUUGAUUUAUUUUUCGUUAUCUUGGAUGAUUCAAAUGAACGUACAGAUACUUUAUUAGCAAGUCAUAUUGUUGAUUUACAUAUGAAAAGAGAUGAUGCAAUUGAUCCACCAUUUUCUGCUUCACAGGUUUUACGUUAUAUUAAAUAUGCAAGAACUUUUAAACCUAAAAUGACAAAAGAAGCAAGAGAUUUCCUUGUUGAAAGAUAUAAAGAAUUAAGAUCUGAUGAUGCCCAAGGGUUUGGUAGAUCAUCUUAUAGAAUUACUGUUCGUCAAUUAGAAUCUUUAAUUAGAUUAUCAGAAUCUAUUGCAAGAGCAAAUUGUGUUGAUGAAAUUACACCAACUUUUGUUGCUGAAGCUUAUGAAUUAUUAAGACAAUCAAUUAUUAGAGUGGAACAUGAUGAUGUUGAAGUUCCUGAAGAUGAAGAUGAUGAAGAUGCUCAAAGACCACCGGAACAACAAGAUCAAGCUGAAAAUUUACAACAAGAUCAAGAUGCUGAAGGUGAUCAAGAUAUGAAUGAUGGAAAUGAUCGAGAUGAUGGUGCUUCAAAGAAGAAAAAGAAAUUAGUCAUAUCAUAUGAAAAAUUCACCAAGAUUGUUCAUAUUAUUGUUCCGAAAAUUGCAGAAGUUGAUCGUAAUAAUGAAGAAGCAAUGACACUUGAUGCAAUUGCAGAUUAUUAUUUACAUCAAAUUGAGUCAGAAUUAGAUACAGAAUCUAAAUAUUGGAAUGAAAGAGAAAUUGUUUUCAAAGUUGUUAAAAGAUUAGUCAAAGAAAGAACUUUAAUGAAGAUCAGAGAUGAAUUAGACUCUGAAACUUUAGAAGAAAGACAAGAAACUGAAAGUGAACGUGAAAUAAGAUUAAGUGAAGCUAGAAAACAAUUAAAAAUGCGUUAUGUCUUACAUCCAAACACUGCAAUUAUGGAAAAUUUUGCACCAGAAGCUGAACAAGAAGAAAAUUAA
Molecule: messenger RNA, 2853 nt
Organism: Hansenula ciferrii
Lineage: Eukaryota; Fungi; Ascomycota; Saccharomycetes; Phaffomycetales; Wickerhamomycetaceae
Gene: MCM6
Product: MCM DNA helicase complex subunit MCM6
Exons: 1
Coding region: 1-2853 (950 amino acids)
Biological process (GO): double-strand break repair via break-induced replication; DNA replication initiation; mitotic DNA replication
Cellular component (GO): nucleus; MCM complex
Molecular function (GO): single-stranded DNA binding; ATP binding; single-stranded 3'-5' DNA helicase activity
Source: RefSeq, a predicted model, not a curated record